GGCGAAAGAGCGCGUCUGACCUGGCAGCCCAGCUGCCGGGAGUAUCCUGUACCGUGGACCUUGCUGGCUCUCGGAGCUUCUCCUGCGCUUCUCGCCGACCCAUUGGGCCCCUGCAGCCCGGAAAGGAGGCUAUUCCGGACCGGGCGCCCGCUCCACAAGGCGAACCUGCAACCCGGAAAGGCGGCGCGGCGGAAUCCAGAGCCGGAUCCUGCUCUGACCGGGCCCCGCGGGCCGGUGCCGCGGGCAUGUCGGAGGCGCGGAAGGGGCCGGACGAGGCGGAUGAGAGCCAGUAUGACUCGGGUAUCGAGUCUCUGCGCUCUUUGCGCUCCCUGCCCGAGCCCACCCCGGCGCCAGCCUCUGGGCCCUCGGAUGGCGGCGACUCCCAACCCUGGACCCAUCCUCCGGGAACAGCCAAGGGAACACAGGAGAAGGAAGACACGGAUGGGGAGCGAGCUGACUCAACCUAUGGCUCCUCGUCGCUUACCGAGUCCCUGACCUUGUUGGGGCGCCCUGAGACCGAGGUCCCAGCCCCAAGCUCGUCGCUCCCCUCCACGGGGGCUCUGAGCCCUCAACAGCUGGAAGCACUCACUUAUAUCUCCGAGGACGGAGACACGCUGGUCCACCUGGCGGUGAUUCACGAGGCCCCGGCUGUGCUGCUCUGUUGCCUGGCUUUGCUGCCCCAGGAGGUCCUGGACAUUCAGAACAACCUUUACCAGACAGCACUCCAUCUGGCUGUACAUCUAGACCAGCCAGGUGCAGUUCGGGCCCUGGUGCUGAAGGGGGCCAGCCGAGAGCUACAGGACCGGCACGGUGACACUGCCCUGCAUGUGGCCUGCCAGCGCCAGCACCUGGCUUGUGCCCGCUGCCUCCUGGAGGGGCGGCCAGAGCCAGGCAGAGGUCCAGCUCACUCCCUGGACCUCCAGCUGCAAAACUGGCAAGGUCUGGCCUGUCUCCACAUCGCUACCCUGCAGAGGAACCAGCCACUCAUGGAACUGCUGCUUCAGAACGGAGCAGACAUUGACGUGCAGGAGGGCACGAGUGGGAAGACGGCACUGCACCUGGCCGUGGAGACCCAGGAGCGGGGCCUGGUGCAGUUCUUGCUUCAGGCGGGUGCCCGAGUAGAUGCCCGCAUGCUCAAUGGAUGCACACCCCUGCACCUCGCGGCGGGCCGGGGCCUCAGCAGCAUCUCGUCCACUCUGUGCGAGGCAGGUGCCGACUCCCUGCUGCGGAACGUGGAGGAUGAGACUCCCCAGGACCUGGCUGAGGACCCUCUUGCUCUUUUGCCCUUUGAUGACCUGAAGAUCUCUGGGAAGCCACUGCUGUGUGCUGACUGAAACCAGGGCAGAGUCUGGGGCCCCAGAGGCUCCACCUCUUCCCACCUGGAAGCUGGAGCUACAGCUGCUGCAGUUUGGGUCCAUGCAAUGUGUCCUUGUGGUGUCCUGGGGACUGCUAAGGCCAGAGCCUAGGGCUAGCACAGUCCUGAGCUGCAAAGAGGCAUCGCAAGUGAGAGAGAGCCAGUUUGGAAGGAAGAGCUUCCCAGAUGGACAGAGAUUCUUGGAAGACCCCUGCCAAAGCCCCAGGUAUCCUGGGCGAAGCCUGUUUGCCUCUCUAGAAGAUGACAGGGGCUCUUGUUUCUACCUGUGUUGGGUCAGCCAGAAAUUGCCAACCAGUAGGAAAACAUGGACUUUGCAGAGUAAGGAGAGAAACUGAAAUUUGAGCAGUGUGGUCCCCUCUGGAAGGGACCUGACGUGGUCCAUCUCAUUGCUGUUGAGGAUUUUUAAGCACUGUUGUUUAAAAACUUCACACAGAAGGCCCUGAACUGAGCCUUUGGGGAAGUGGAAGUUUCAAUAACAUGACACUAAAAUGGCACAGACUUUAAAAAAUGUUCCCCCCAAAGAUGUUAUGUGUGCAUGCAUUGGGGAUUUUUAGACAGGCUGCCCUGUGACCUUGUAGAGGCACAGAGAAGGAAACUGUCACUUGAGCAUGGUAGGAUCUUGUUAGGUAGGGUAGGGAUCUAACAGUCCUCAGGCCUCUAUGUCAGCACAGACCCUUGCUCUUUCUGCAGAAAUGCAGAGGUAUGGAGCAAGAAAAGGAGACAUGAGAAGACACAGGUGGGAGGCCUCACCACUGCCCAGAAGGUUGCCAAGUCUGGACGGAGGGGCUCUCCUAUGGAGGGUGACACCAGGGAGCUGUGGCUUUUUAUGUGUUUUCUCUCAUUCCACACAUGUCACAGGGCCCUGUUAGAUGAAUAUGGUCAAUAUGAAUAUGGGAGAAUAAACCCAGUCUGGCCACUUGGA
Messenger RNA from Manis pentadactyla (Chinese pangolin), 2297 nucleotides. RefSeq names its product NFKB inhibitor epsilon (gene NFKBIE). Bases 246 to 1334 code for a protein of 362 amino acids. Gene Ontology annotation, molecular function: protein binding. The record is from RefSeq and is a predicted model, not a curated record. Gene Ontology annotation, biological process: cellular response to lipopolysaccharide; signal transduction. NCBI's taxonomy places the organism in Eukaryota, Metazoa, Chordata, Mammalia, Pholidota, Manidae. The transcript is spliced from 6 exons. Gene Ontology annotation, cellular component: cytosol.